AUGGCUCCGUCGACGCCAGACGUCCAUGCCGAGCCGCAGUGGCUAGUGCAUGCGCUGCGCACGGAAAUCAGUGGUGCCGAUGUGCGCAGCAGGCUGGAGCAUGAAUGGCGGACUCAGCCUGCGCAUGCACGCAUCGCUAUUGCCGAGCUAAUGCGUGAGUAUAUCCUGCAGCAAGAUGUAUCGUGCGCACGCAUAGCCGAGGCACUUGCCAUCACUGAGACGUCUUGGUGUGAUGUUAUUCUUGACACAUGCUGGGCCCUUGAUGCUGAGAUGGAAGUGCGAUGUGACGGAAAUCUGCCUUUAGAAACAGCACGCUCACGACUCGCUGACGUGGUCAGAGCCUUUGUUACAGGGGGUCUGUUGACGGCCAAGCUCGUUGCAUCUCGUCUCGAUGCAGCGCUUCUUGGCGCCAUCGGUCUGUUGGAUGCGAAUGUGUUUCAACGGCGAGGUAUCCAAAUCCGCACGGCCACAUUUUUUAAGCAGCCCAAGUACAAUUUAUUGCGAGAAGAAAAUGCAGGCUACGCUGCCUUGUUUAUGAGUCUUGAGUCGUGCAUUGGACCUGCUAUGUAUGCUGAUGGCGAUACUGUUGUUGAAAGCGAGACCGCACGAGAUCGAGAUGCACGCGCCGAGUCGUGGCUCCAGACAUCCAUGCUCGAGUGUAUCGGUCGCUUUGGUCUCGAUGCAGUGCGUGUGCUGGACAUCAUUCUUGCAUCUUUCUGUGCGCACGCCGUCCAUCAUUAUCCCUUCUUUUUGAGUGUGAUGCGCCGCGUUCCGUGGAGCAGUGCGCGUAUCGCCGAGGUGCUUGGCUUCCAAUAUGCCCAUUAUACACAUCCGGACACGCGCGAAUCGACGCCAGAGGAGCUAUACCUACUAACAGCGCUAUUGAUACGCGAGAAAGUCGUGUCUUUCGCUCAGAUGCUGGCAUAUGUAUCGCCAGACGAUACCAUACAAAAGCUUAAGCAGGCACAUGAUGAGGCACUGACCUCCAAAACGGCCACGGUCGGGGCCAAUGCAUUGACGAUGGCCGCGCCGCUGAUCGAUGAUGAUCAUGACUCAUCAGCUGCAAGUAGCACGACGCCAGCAAAUACAGUCGAUGCAGCGCCGCCGCCGCCACCUAGCCCCCAAGGCAUAUUUCUUAUUCGUGCGCUUCUUCGAUGUGGCGCAUUAGACGAAGUGCGCGGCUUUCUUGCAGCCCAUCCAUGGAUUUUUGGUGCAUAUCCCAGCGUCACACAUGCUUAUUUGCGCCUUGUAUGGUAUCGCCUUGAUACACCUGCCUUCCGAGAUGCCGUGACCCGAUUCGCGAGGACUGGAAACGAUCAGACAUCGGAGUUGACGAUGUAUGUGCCUGAACCGCAUGCAACUCGCACGCAUCGCUACAUUUUUUGUGUGCGCGACUGGGCUCAUGGACAUGCGCCACUGAACCAAGUGGAAGAGGUGUUUGAGCUCUUGUCUCCUCUUGGUGUAUACGUGUGUCAAGACCGACGCCUAUUGCAGCUUUUGUGUCGCGUAUGUGCUCAGGCGCCGAGCAAAGAAGCGUGGAUGCCAUUCUUGCGAACGCAAGUGCUGCCUGCCGUGACGCUUGCUAACGGCGGUGCGCCACUGCUGUAUGAGCUGUGGGAAUGUAUACAAACCCUUCCGUAUCCUCAGCGAUACAGUCUUUACGGAGAAUGGAAACAUCGAAGCACUAAGCGACCCGAGCUACGGUACGCCAAAAUGCAGACUGAGCGUGAAGCGCGCGGAAUUUUGCGGCGCAUCAGCUCUGACAAUGUGCGUGCGAGCGGUCGGAGUCUAGCCAAGGCAGCGCACGCGCAUCCCACUGUCUUUUUCGAGGUGGUGCUACACCAGAUUCAGUCGUAUGACAACUUGAUCGAGCCGGUCGUUGAUUCGGCAAAGUAUUUGACACCUCUUGAAUACGACGUGUUGACGUAUGCUUUGCUCGAGGCACUGAGUGAUCCGGGGAAGGCGCGGACGAAGCAGGACGGCACGAAUACAAGCUUGUGGCUUAAGAGUCUCGCUUCAUUUGCCGGCGCACUUUUCCGUAAGUAUGCCGCGAUGGACUGUACACCUAUCCUGCAGUACCUCGCCAACCGGCUGCAUGAGGGCCAGGUGGCCGAUCUAAUUGUCCUGUCUGAGCUCAUACUCAAAAUGGCUGGUAUCGAGCCCAUGGGCGAAUUGUCAGAUGCUCAAAUGGCGGCGUUGUCAGGUGGACCGCUGCUUCAAACAGAGGCGCAUCUCACGCUUAUUCCAGGAACGACGCCCGCCGCUGUGUUACUUGCACGCAACAGCCUUAAAAAGGGCGCGAUGCGUUUGUACCGUACGCUGAUGCAAAACCGACUUGCCGUGCCGCUGCUGAUUCUUGUGGCCCAGCAGCGCGAGGCAUGCGUCUUUUCGGACGAUGACGUACACAUAAAGUCGCUCAGCAGCACGUUUGAUACGUGCGUUUCCAUCUUGCUGCAAUACACUCACUUCCUCAUGUCACAGGGUACGAGUGAGUAUGCACAGCUGGUGCCAAGCCCAUCUGCAUGGAUACGUCGCUUUGGCGUGGACGUCCCUAUAGCCUACCAUCUUGGAAGGUUGUCUCCCGACACACCGGAGAACUGUGGUGUCUUGGGCCCUCUGUUUUUCGGAACAUUUUGGCAGUUGAGUCUGCCGGAUCUUGUGGUACCGAUGGAGCGAUACCAGCAUGAACUAGAUCGCCUGAAGCAAGCUGUGCAGCAUGUCGAAACAACGACAGACAUGACCGAGAGUCUUAAAACAUCGGCUCGUGUGCGACUGCAAGAAAGUAUGACUCAGCUCCAGGCGGAGCUCAAGGAGCAGACACUAGCACAUCAAGCAACACGGCGCCGAUUGCAAACAGAAAAGGGGCAAUGGUUCCAUGCUGAUAUCGAUCGUGCUCAGCUCAUCCAGCAGCUGGUGGCUCAGUGCCUGUAUCCUCGCGCGCUCUUUUCGCCAACGGACGCUGUGUUUGCGGCGCGAUUCCUGCGGACGAUUCACACGCUCGGUACGCCUCAUUUGCCGACGCUGGGUGUCUACGACACGCUCCUUACUCAGCACGUCGCACCGACCCUAUUUCUUGCCACCGAGAACGAGGCACGAUCGUACGCCCGAUUCCUGUAUACGGUGCUACACGACCUACAUGCAUGGCUCGUAUCACCCGACGCGUACGACAAAGAGGCUAUUGGGUCAGAUGUGACUGGCUUUUCAUUGGCAUGGCACGGCAUGCGUGGCAUGCACACACGCCCAGACGAGCAGCCCUUGUCUUUUACAGCGUUCAAGGCAUGCAUGUUGCAAUGGCACUCGUCUCUCUAUGAAGCGUUUUCCGCCUGCUUUGGCGUCGAGUACAUGCGCAUGCGAAAUGCGAUUGUCGUACUCAACCGCCUCUCUGCCUUCUUUCCACUGUACCGCGAUCAUGGCCAGCGGCUGUUGCAGGUCGUGCAGCACGUCGUGGCUACGGAGCAUCGUGGCGACCUCAAGGUACUGGCACAGGGACUCGCUGCGACCCUCGAGAAGCACGCGCCUAAGUGGGUCGACGUGACCUAUUUCCGUCCCUUAACGAAAGAGGAACGAGCCAGAGUACGUGAAGAGGCCCGUCUCGAGGAAGAACGCAAAGAAGAAGAGCGUAAAGAAAAGGCUCGUCGUGAAGAAGAGCGCAAAGAAAAGCUGCGUCGUGAAGAAGAACGAAAGAAACAGGCUCGCGAGGAAGAAGCUCGUCGCGAAGAGGAGCGCCGCGAGAGAGCCCGUCAGGAGGAAGUACGCCGCGAAGAGGAGCGUCAAGAAAAGGCUCGCCAAGAAGAAGCUCGACGUGAAACGCGCAAGGAGGAGGCCCAUCGCGAGCAAGCCCGUCCGAGAGACACGCACCAUGAUGAAGCUCGGAACGAAGGCCGUCGUCCAGAUGCUCGCGAGGAAUCUCGUCGCGGACCCCGCUCCCGGAGGGAUGCUCGGAGAGACGAUGAGCCUCGCGAAGUUCGGAUUCGCGGCGCGCGCGACCGACCAAAAGAAUCUAUCAAGGAGACGCCGCGGGAUGAUCCACGCUCUGAUCGGGGCUCGCGUGGCCGCUGGAGUCGAGAACGUCAGUCCUACGGGCGAUACGAUCGACAGAUGGACCGCUCGGACGAAGGAUGGCCGGAAACCAACGCUCAAUGGGGGCGCCGAAGGGUCGACGGUGCGGCGGAAGACGAACACAGCGCCCGAAAACGCUCACUCGCCGAUCGGCUCGGGUCGUCGGAAGGAGGCGCAUCGGACGCCCAAAGUACGCCGGACUCGAAGCGAAUGCGCAAAGAGCGUAUGGAUGUGCCCGAUCGUGGUCCACCAGCGCGAUCCUGGGGCCGUGGCAGUGGUCGUGCACCGACGCCGCCAAGAGACGUGCCGCCACGCGAGCACCGUGAGCGUGAUCGCCGCAAGCGACGAGCAGGGGGUGAAGGAUGA
Messenger RNA from Malassezia restricta, 4425 nucleotides. Its product is annotated as THO complex subunit 2. The transcript has a single exon. Gene Ontology annotation, biological process: mRNA processing; mRNA export from nucleus. Bases 1 to 4425 code for a protein of 1474 amino acids. The record is from RefSeq and is a predicted model, not a curated record. Lineage: Eukaryota; Fungi; Basidiomycota; Malasseziomycetes; Malasseziales; Malasseziaceae. Gene Ontology annotation, molecular function: mRNA binding. Gene Ontology annotation, cellular component: THO complex part of transcription export complex.